This is a messenger RNA of Vigna radiata var. radiata (mung bean), 912 nucleotides long. RefSeq lists its product as uncharacterized. The transcript is spliced from 4 exons. The record is from RefSeq and is a predicted model, not a curated record. Lineage: Eukaryota; Viridiplantae; Streptophyta; Magnoliopsida; Fabales; Fabaceae. The coding region runs from base 1 to 912 and encodes 303 amino acids.
AUGACAACUCUAGAAUUUGUGCAACCUGCCAUUCCCAAAUUUGAUGGUCAUUAUGACUUUUGGGCAAUGACCAUGGAGAAUUUCCUUAGGAGCAAGGAACUGUGGAGUCUUGUGGAGGUUGGUAUACCUACACUUGUAAUUGGUUCAGGAUCUAGUGGUGAGGCUCACAAGGGAAUUGUGGAGGCAGCCAAACUCAAUGACUUGAAGGUCAAAAAUUUUCUCUUUCAAUCCAUUGAUAGGAAAAUACUGGAGACUAUUCUUGACAAAAGUACAUCACGGGCAAUUUGGAAUUCUAUGAAACAGAAGUACCAGGGGUCUACAAGAGUGAAACGCGCACAACUUCAAGCAUUGAGGAAAGAGUUUAAGCUACUCACUAUGAAAGAAGGAGAAAAAGUGGACACCUUUCUUGGUCGCACCAUGAGUAUAGUGAGUAAAAUGAAGUCCAAUGAAGAAGCGGUGGAACAGAGUGUUGUGAGGAAGAACAUGUCUUCAAAGCAACUCAUGAGCACACUAGUAGCAGAAGCAGUUAAGAGGAGAAGCCUGGCAGAGGCAAAGGCCGUGGUGGGUUUAGAGUGUCAUAGGCUAGGGCAUUUCCAAUAUGAAUGCCCUGAUUGGGACAAUAAAGCUAACUAUGCUGAAUUUAAUGAUGAAGAGGAAAUUCUCCUAAUGGCACACGAGGAACAACAAAUGCAAGAGGAUGAACGGUGGUAUUUUGAUUCUGGCUGCAGCAAUCAUAUGACAAGAAACAAAACAUGGUUUCUAAAUUUGGAAGAAGAACAUUCCAAGACAGUAAAACUUGGCAAUGAUACUCAUAUGACAGUGGCAGCAAAAGGUAGUAUCCAGAUUCAUGUUAAUGGCAUUACUCAGAAACCAGUGAAGCUUAUUUAUGGCACUCUCGUUUUGCCCACUUAA